This is a messenger RNA of Danaus chrysippus (African queen), 834 nucleotides long. The record is from the annotation of a GenBank genome assembly. NCBI's taxonomy places the organism in Eukaryota, Metazoa, Arthropoda, Insecta, Lepidoptera, Nymphalidae.
AUGCCCAAAAAGAAAUCUGUGCCAUAUAUAGGAACAAAAUUGGAAUUCUUAGCUGCAGGAGGCGCGAACAAUUUACAUAAAUAUAUAAAUUCUCGACACAAGAAGUUAGGUCCUAUAUUCAAGGAAUGCUUGGGAGGUAAAACAGAUCUCGUCUUUCUAAGUGAUCCUGAGUUAAUAAGGACGCUUUUUAUGAAUUUGGAGGGUAAAUAUCCGAUUCAUAUAUUGCCAGAGCCAUGGGUUUUAUACGAAAAAGUUUAUGGAGCUCAACGGGGACUUUUCUUUAUGGAUGGCGAGGAAUGGUUGCACAAUCGACGUAUAUUAAACAAGUUUCUGUUAAAAGAGAGCGGAGACGAUUGGAUAGGGGAAUCUAUAGAAAAAACCGUUACGGAUACUAUGCAAAGUUGGAAAUUAAAUUUGGAAAAUGGGGGUCGUUUUCCAAAUAUUGACUCUGAACUGUAUAGGCUGUCGACUAAUGUUAUCGUUAAUAUUUUACUCGGUACUCAUGGUUUAGAGCAAAGCCGUCAUUAUAAUGAAAUGUUGUCAAUGUUAUCGGAUUCUGUGAAGAAAAUUUUCUAUACCACCACGAAAUUAUACAGUAUUCCCGUAAAAUGGUGUCAGAAACUCAAUUUAAAAGUGUGGAGGGAUUUCAAAGAAUCUGUUGACCUUUCACUGUUUUUAGCUAAAAAAAUUACUCGUGAAAUGAUAGUAAGUAAAAACGAAAGCGAUGGCUUAAUAAAAAGAAUGACUGAAGAAGAUAUGUCACCUGAAAUAAUUACAAGAAUUGUGUCAGACUUGAUCAUUGCCGCGGGAGAUACGGUAGGUAUGAUAGUGUAA